This is a messenger RNA of Scheffersomyces stipitis CBS 6054, 390 nucleotides long. RefSeq names its product mitochondrial 37S ribosomal protein mS45. Gene Ontology annotation, biological process: mitochondrial translation. The coding region runs from base 1 to 390 and encodes 129 amino acids. The record is from RefSeq and is a predicted model, not a curated record. Gene Ontology annotation, cellular component: mitochondrial small ribosomal subunit. The transcript has a single exon. Lineage: Eukaryota; Fungi; Ascomycota; Pichiomycetes; Serinales; Debaryomycetaceae. Gene Ontology annotation, molecular function: structural constituent of ribosome.
AUGUACAAGAUGUUUCCGCUCUAUAGACCACCAUUGGGCGCAGACAACUUGACAGAAAUUCCUACUCCACACAAGACGUUGACCCAGCGUUUCUUGACGAUUGCUGAAUCCGAGCCAUUUGGUCCCAUCGAUGCUGCCAACUUGUUGGAGUUGCCUGUUGCCAGUGACACUUUGAGCAAGUUGACUGAGGUCCAGGAACAGGGAGACGAAGCAAAGGUCAGGUUGAACAAGGUUAUUGUAGGGAAACAGAAGGAAGGAGAGAGAACUGCAUUCAAGUUCACGAGCUCCAAGGCUGGCUCUGUUGGCCACCGUUAUGGUGCUGCCAGAAGAGACACCAAGAAGGACAGGGCCAUUGGCUUUGAUGCCGAGGGUCGUAUGGUCUACCUCUAG